Messenger RNA from Temnothorax curvispinosus, 525 nucleotides. Its product is annotated as probable glutamate--tRNA ligase, mitochondrial. Lineage: Eukaryota; Metazoa; Arthropoda; Insecta; Hymenoptera; Formicidae. The record is from RefSeq and is a predicted model, not a curated record. The transcript is spliced from 3 exons. Bases 61 to 339 code for a protein of 92 amino acids.
UGUUCCAGCGAGCAGGUACUUAAACUCUUGAACGAUGGAUCCACUUAUUACUGCUUCUGUAUGGAAAAAAGGCUGGAAUUAUUGAGGAAAGAGGUGAUCAAGUGUGGACAAGUACCCAAGUACAACAGGUGUCAGCAUUUUGCUAAGGAUAAAAUUAAGGAAAUGCUCCUGAAGGACUCGACUUAUUGUAUUAGAUUUAAGUUGUCGUCCACGUCGGAAGCCUUUCGUGACAUAGUUUACGGAGAUGUGUUGCAUGAUAUUACCAAGUCUGAAGGAGAUCCAGUUAUCAUAAAAUCAGCUAUCCGAUCUUUAUGUAGAAAAAGCAGGGGCGCAUUUUAAUCAACUGUUGAAAAGAUAUGGAUCACCAAUAAUUAUAUUAAAUUUAGUAAAAAAACGGGAAAAAAAGAAACAUGAAAGUACAUUAAGCGAAGAAUUAAGUAUGGCUGUGAAAUAUUUGAAUCAAUUCCUACCUCCCGAGCAUCACAUUCAAUAUAUAAGUUUUGAUAUGGCACGUAUGAGUAAAAG